Helianthus annuus (common sunflower) is the source of this 688-nucleotide messenger RNA. RefSeq lists its product as uncharacterized. The record is from RefSeq and is a predicted model, not a curated record. Bases 1 to 654 code for a protein of 217 amino acids. The transcript is spliced from 2 exons. NCBI's taxonomy places the organism in Eukaryota, Viridiplantae, Streptophyta, Magnoliopsida, Asterales, Asteraceae.
AUGGAGGACGAUCAGAUGCCGGGCGAUGACAUUCACAUAGAGCCGGUUCAGCAGGGUCCACGACGGAGACAGCGACCGCCUGUGGAUACGUUGCAGGGGCAUCCCUAUCUAGAGUUUCCCGACGGCACUGACGCCGCCCGUCAUUGCCAGAAGCUUAGGAGGAUGCACGUUGGAUCGCAUGCAUCGAUCGACUGGGAUGCGAUGGAGGAGAUUGCUGAGACGCCGAGAGUGCGUCGGUUUAUACCUAUCGAUUCCCCGUGGCAUCGUCUUUUUGAUUUGGCGCACACGCCGACCUACAGGGAGCUGCUGGUCGAGUUCAUUUCGUCAUUCACAUUUCACCCUCCUGGGGAGCCAGUGCCGAUUCCGUACCCAGGUGCUCCCCCUCCGCCUGAGGUUUCUUUCAGGCUUGCUGGCGUUCAGCGUUCGAUGACGCUAGCAGAGUUUGCGGUGCGCUGUGGUUUAUACAUGCAGGAGGAGAUCGAGACUGAGAUCUACACAGCGGGGCUAGUGGUGGUUGAAAAACCCACUCUUGUUGGGUUUUGGCAGGUGAUUGCGGGGGCGGAUCAUUGGGAGCAUGACAAGUCGAAGGGGAGGGUGUCGUUUGUUAGCGACCCACUAUACAGGUAUGUACGUUUAUUAUUGCAAUUAUUGUGAUUAUAUGCACUGUUUAUUAAUCUCUGUUUUUGUA